Molecule: messenger RNA, 1422 nt
Organism: Lemur catta (Ring-tailed lemur)
Lineage: Eukaryota; Metazoa; Chordata; Mammalia; Primates; Lemuridae
Product: acidic mammalian chitinase-like
Biological process (GO): carbohydrate metabolic process; chitin catabolic process
Cellular component (GO): extracellular region
Molecular function (GO): chitin binding; chitinase activity
Source: RefSeq, a predicted model, not a curated record
AUGGCAAAGCUUAUUCUGCUCACAGGUCUGGCUCUUCUGCUGAAUGCUCAGUUGGGCUCUGCCUACCAGCUGACAUGCUACUUCACCAACUGGGCCCAGUACCGGCCAGGCCUGGGGCGCUUCGAGCCUGACAACAUCGACCCCUGCCUCUGCACUCACCUGAUCUAUGCCUUUGCUGGAAUGAAGAACAAUGAGAUCACCACCAUCGAAUGGGAUGACGUGACUCUCUACCAAGCUUUCAAUGGCCAGAAAAACAAGAACAGCCAGCUGAAAACUCUCUUGGCCAUUGGAGGCUGGAACUUUGGCACUGCCCCUGUCACUGCCAUGGUUUCCACUCCUGAGAACCACCAGACUUUCAUUGCCUCGGUCAUCAAAUUCCUGCGCCAGUACGAGUUUGACGGGCUGGACUUUGACUGGGAAUACCCUGGCUCCCGUGGGAGCCCGUCUCAGGACAAACAUCUCUUCACUGUCCUGGUGCAGGAAAUGCGUGAAGCUUUUGAGCAAGAGGCCAAGCAGAUCAACAAGCCCAGGCUGAUGGUCACUGCUGCGGUAGCUGCUGGCAUCUCCAAUAUCCAGUCUGGCUAUGAGAUUCCCCAGUUGUCCCAGUACUUGGACUACAUCCAUGUCAUGACCUAUGACCUCCAUGUCUCCUUGGAGGGCUACAUGGGAGAGAACAGCCCCCUCUACAAAUACCCAACUGACACUGGCAGCAAUGCCUACCUAGAUGUGGCUUAUGUCAUGGACUACUGGAAGGACAAUGGGGCCCCAGCCGAGAAGCUCAUAUUCCCUGCCUAUGGACACACUUUCACCCUGAGCAACCCCUCCAACCAUGGAAUUGAUGCCCCUACCUCUGGCACUGGUCCUGCUGGGCCCUACACCAGGCAGUCUGGGUUCUUGGCCUACUAUGAGAUCUGCACCUUCCUACAAAAUGGAGCCACUCAGGUGUGGGAUGCCCCUCAGGAUGUGCCCUGUGCCUAUCAGGGCACUGAGUGGGUUGGCUAUGACAAUGUCAAGAGCUUUGAUAUCAAGGCUCAGUGGCUCAAGCAGAACAACUUUGGAGGUGCCAUGGUCUGGGCCCUUGACCUGGAUGACUUCAGCACUUUCUGCAACCAGGGCAAGUUCCCCCUGAUCUCCACCCUGAGGAAUGCCCUCACCUGCAGAAUACAAGUGAGUUGCACGGCCCCUGCUCAGCCCAUCGAGCCAAUAACUGCUGCUCCCAGUAGUGGCAGUGGGAGUGGCAGUGGGAGUAGCAGUGGCAGCAGCGGGGGCAGUGGAUUCUGUGCUGGCAAAGCCAAUGGCCUCUGCCCUGUGGCAAACAACAGAAAUGCCUUAUGGCACUGCCAGAAUGGAGUCACGUACCAGCAGAACUGCCAGGCCGGGCUUGUCUUCGACUCCAGCUGUGACUGCUGCAACUGGGCAUAA